Meira miltonrushii is the source of this 1041-nucleotide messenger RNA. Its product is annotated as Pkinase-domain-containing protein. The record is from RefSeq and is a predicted model, not a curated record. Gene Ontology annotation, molecular function: protein kinase activity; ATP binding. Lineage: Eukaryota; Fungi; Basidiomycota; Exobasidiomycetes; Exobasidiales; Brachybasidiaceae. Gene Ontology annotation, biological process: protein phosphorylation. The transcript has 2 exons. The coding region runs from base 1 to 1041 and encodes 346 amino acids.
AUGAGCACAGAAUCACCCGGUAGAAAAUCACCUCCAGUUCAUACAACAUUCAAACGAUUAGAAUUGGUCGGAAGAGGUGCUUAUGGUGCGGUAUAUAGGGGUAUGCAUAUCGCCAGCGGGAAAGCGGUUGCAUUGAAAGUUGUCAAUUUGGACACGCCCGAUGAUGACGUCUCCGAAAUCCAAAAAGAAGUCGCUCUACUGUCUCAAUUGAGGGAAACCACGAGCAAGAAUGUGAUUCGAUACUGGGGCUGCUGGUUGCGUGAGGCAGAAUUGUGGAUCGUGAUGGAUUUUGCUGAAGGAGGAAGUGUCAGAACCUUAAUGAAAGCGGGUCCAAUUGCGGAAAAGUAUGCCUGCAUCAUCGUGCGGGAAAGUUUGAUCGCACUGAGCUUCUUACACAAAAGUGGAAUCAUUCAUCGUGAUAUCAAAGCAGCCAAUAUUCUUUUGACCACCGAAGGACGAAUUCAAUUGGCCGAUUUUGGUGUAGCAGCAACAUUGGUUUCCAGUAGCGUUCAUAGUCGAAGGAUGACGUUUGUCGGAACACCCUAUUGGAUGGCUCCAGAAGUGAUCACUCAAGGUAAAUCAUACGAUCAAAGUGCAGAUAUUUGGAGUUUGGGAAUAACGGUAUACGAAAUGCUGAUGGGAAAUCCACCUUUGAGCAACGAAGAUCAAAUGCGCGUAAUCAUGAUGAUUCCCAAGAAUAAACCUCCAAGACUUCCUGCAGAAAGCAAUUUCUCUCCAGCUUUGCGUGAAUUUGUCGCCUUGUGUCUUAAUGAGGAGCCAAAGGAACGUCCAAAUUCUGACGAAUUGAGUAAGACAAAAUGGAUCAAAGCAAGUGUUAAAACGCCUGUGUCAAUCUUGAAAGAACUAAUUUCUCUAUACAAUGCAUGGACGAAGAGCGGUGGAAUGCCGUCAAUACCGCACCAACGUCAUCAGCAGCAAGACCUGCUGCAGCGAUCGAUGACAACGACAUCGACAAGAAGGCCUUCACAGGAACUGGAGCUACACCUUUCCGAUUUGGUGGAGGAGGCGGAGCAGUGGUGA